ACGUUUUGGCGUCCUUCGUUACCAUUUCUCGAUCCCCCUCUCUCUGUCUCUCCUAUGUUAAGUAGAGAGAGAGGAAGAGAGCGAGAGAGAUAAACCAGAGCUCGAAGAAGCUUUAUAUCUUCCCUACUUUAGACUUAUCUCUCGCUUCCUCUGUUAUCCUAUUUUCCUCUGCUUCUUCUUUCUAAAGAGAGCGAGAGUGUUUUGUUUGUAGAAGCGAAAGCCAGUCCCUCCCCGACAUUUCUUCCGCCAUGAUCUCCUUGAAAAGUAGUUUCCUGAGUAACACGGGCAUCUCAGGCUCGUGUAGCCCUUUCUCCGGGAAGCAGAGAGGACUAGUCCCUACAGCUCCUACUUCAUUAAAAGUACAGGUGCUCAAUCCAAAUAGGGAACGAAAUGGAAGUGUCUUGAUGGAUAGCUCACUGCAGGAAAUGAGAGAUGGAGCCUCUGUGGUUGACUUGGACCCCAAGCCCACCGUUGCUGGUGGCGUCCGCGAUGUAUACGGUGAGGACACUGCCACCGAGGAUCAGCUCGUCACGCCUUGGUCCCUCUCUGUUGCUAGUGGAUAUUCUUUGUUGCGAGAUCCGCACCACAACAAAGGUCUUGCCUUCAAUGAAAAAGAGAGGGAUGCUCACUACUUGCGCGGCCUUCUCCCCCCAGCAGUGGUGUCUCAGGAGGUUCAGGUGAAGAAAAUGAUGCACAUCAUUCGACAGUAUCAACUUCCAUUGCAAAAGUACAUGGCUAUGAUGGAUCUUCAGGAGAGAAAUGAAAAACUGUUCUACAAGCUUCUCAUAGACAAUGUUGAGGAGAUGCUCCCUAUUGUUUACACUCCAACUGUUGGUGAGGCAUGCCAGAAAUAUGGAAGUAUCUUUAGUCGUCCUCAGGGUCUUUACAUCAGUUUGAAUGAAAAGGGUAGAAUCCUUGAGGUAUUGAGGAACUGGCCUGAGAAGAAUAUUCAAGUCAUUGUUGUGACUGAUGGCGAGCGUAUUUUGGGGCUAGGGGACCUUGGAUGUCAUGGUAUGGGGAUACCUGUAGGCAAACUCUCUUUGUAUACAGCACUUGGUGGAGUUCGUCCUUCAGCUUGCCUGCCUGUUACAAUUGAUGUGGGAACCAACAAUGAGAAACUGUUAAAUGAUGAGUUCUACAUAGGGCUCAGGCAAAGAAGAGCUACUGGACAGGAAUAUUCUGAAUUGCUACAUGAAUUCAUGAGUGCAGUCAAGCAGAAGUAUGGUGAGAGAGUGCUCAUUCAGUUUGAAGACUUUGCAAACCAUAACGCUUUUGACUUGCUUGCAAAAUAUGGUGCUACUCAUCUUGUCUUCAAUGAUGAUAUUCAGGGCACAGCAUCUGUGGUCCUUGCAGGGCUUGUUGCAGCACUAAAAUUAGUUGGUGGAACACUAGCUGACCACAAAUUUUUAUUUCUUGGUGCUGGAGAGGCUGGCACUGGAAUUGCUGAGCUCAUAGCCCUUGAGAUGUCCAAACAGACAAACAUGCCAGUGGAAGAGACUCGCAAGAGGAUUUGGCUUGUGGAUUCAAAGGGUUUGAUUGUUAGUUCGCGAAAGGAAUCACUCCAACAUUUUAAGAAGCCCUGGGCUCAUGAGCACAAACCUAUAAAGACGCUUCUGGAUGCUGUCAAUGACAUUAAGCCAACAGUGUUGAUUGGAACGUCAGGAGUAGGAAGAACAUUUACUAAAGAAGUGAUUGAGGCUAUGGCCUCCUUCAAUGAGAGACCUAUAAUUCUUGCUCUCUCCAACCCAACUUCACAGUCUGAAUGUACCGCUGAGGAAGCUUAUACGUGGAGUAAGGGUCGUGCCAUUUUUGCAAGUGGAAGCCCAUUUGCCCCUGUUGAAUAUGAGGGGAAAGUUCAUGUGCCUGGUCAGGCAAACAAUGCAUACAUUUUCCCUGGAUUUGGUCUGGGUUUGAUAAUGUCUGGCACAAUCCGUGUUCAUGACGAUAUGCUUCUGGCAGCAUCGGAAGCUUUAGCUGCCCAGGUGACCCAGGAGAACUUCGACAAGGGACAAAUAUACCCACCAUUCACAAACAUCAGAAAGAUCUCUGCCGAAAUCGCGGCCAAUGUGGCUGCUAAAGCUUAUGAACUUGGUCUGGCUACUCGCCUCCCUCAGCCUAAGGAUCUGGUCAAGUACGCUGAAAGCUGUAUGUACAGCCCUGUCUACCGAAGCUAUCGGUGAAGUGGUACAAGCCUAAUAUCACUCCCACCUUAAACUAUGCCUUCACGCUGUCUCUGAAAGAAAGAUGGGAAAGAAAAAGAUUAUAAAAGUAGAUAUCCACUUUUAGUCAUAUAAUCAGCUGUUCUGCAAUUUUUUUUUCCUCCUCCCCCCUUUAUUUUUUGAGUUCUUAUUGUCAAUCUUUUCUUUUGUACGUUAUCCUGCAAGUCAUUUGAUGGGUAAGAACGAGCACAAUAGGUUGCUGCAUGCUAGUAUUUGAUGAAUGCAGUUGAAUAUAGCUGGAAAAGCUGUUGUGGACUUGAAAAAAUCUCACAUGAAAAUGAAAUUCAGUAGUGUUAUUUGA
Messenger RNA from Manihot esculenta (cassava), 2520 nucleotides. Its product is annotated as NADP-dependent malic enzyme. Gene Ontology annotation, molecular function: malate dehydrogenase (decarboxylating) (NAD+) activity; NAD binding; malate dehydrogenase (decarboxylating) (NADP+) activity. The coding region runs from base 249 to 2180 and encodes 643 amino acids. The transcript has 20 exons. Gene Ontology annotation, biological process: pyruvate metabolic process; malate metabolic process. Gene Ontology annotation, cellular component: chloroplast. Lineage: Eukaryota; Viridiplantae; Streptophyta; Magnoliopsida; Malpighiales; Euphorbiaceae. The record is from RefSeq and is a predicted model, not a curated record.